Messenger RNA from Diplodia corticola, 3975 nucleotides. Its product is annotated as abc multidrug transporter. Gene Ontology annotation, cellular component: membrane. The record is from RefSeq and is a predicted model, not a curated record. Gene Ontology annotation, molecular function: ABC-type transporter activity; ATP binding; ATP hydrolysis activity. NCBI's taxonomy places the organism in Eukaryota, Fungi, Ascomycota, Dothideomycetes, Botryosphaeriales, Botryosphaeriaceae. The transcript has 2 exons. The coding region runs from base 1 to 3975 and encodes 1324 amino acids. Gene Ontology annotation, biological process: transmembrane transport.
AUGAAGGCCGUUCAGAAACUCGCGGGCUACCCCCGCUUGCUGCUGGCGGGCAGCCCUUCGAAAGCCGACCUGGGCACCCUUCUGCUGGGCAUUGUUGCUGCCAUAGCAUCCGGCGUGCCGUUCCCGCUGAUUGGCAUCUUGUUUGGCCAGCUGCUCGACGACUUCAACGGAGCAACGUGCAAUGAACAGGACGAUUCCGAGUCUGGGGCCGGAUACCAGUCCAGCAUCAACAGCAAGAUCCUAAUCAUUGUUUACCUAGCCAUUGCCCAGUUCGUCUUGAUCUAUACUCACCUCUUCUGCUGGAGUCUCAACGGCGCCCGACUGGCCCAAAGGCUGAGGGAGAACUAUCUCCAAAACCUGCUGCGCCAGGAGCCGUCCUUUUUCGAUGACCUCCCACCCGGCGAGGUCGCCUCUCGCCUCCACGGCGACAUCCAGACGAUCCGCUCGGGCACGUCGGAAAAGGUUGGGAUAUGCCUGUCCAGCGUGUCCUUCUUCGUCACGGCGUACAUUGUGGCUUUCAUCAAGAAUGACAAGCUGGCAGGGAUGCUGGUCUCUUUAGUCCCAGCCUAUUUCAUCAUGUCCUUCGUUGGAAGCCAUUAUAUCGAGAAGUAUUCUGGGCUCAUGUCCGACUAUGCCGCUUCUGCUGCGUCCAUUGCUUCUGAAGCCCUCUCAAACAUUGUCGUGGUCCAGGCGUUUGGUGCCAAUGCCAGACUGGAGAAAAAGUUUUCCACGGCACUCAAGGCUUCCGAGAAGGAGGGCGUCAAGAAGGCCACGGCUACUGGCAUCCAAGCCGGUGUCUUGUAUUUCGUCGCCUAUUCCGCAAACGGUCUGGCUUUCUGGCAAGGAAGCAAGGACAUUGCAGAAUCUGUGAACAAUCCCUCUGGUGGCGCUACCGUGGGUGCCACGUUCACCGUCAUUUUCAUUUUGAUUGAAGCCACCUUGCUCCUGAGUCAGGUUGCACCCUUUAUCCACCUGUUCUCAGCAGCCGUCGCCUCGUUCCAAAAGCUACGUGGGGACAUGGAACGUGAGCCGUUGAUCGAUGGCAUGAAAUCAUCGGGUCUUGCUCUCCCAGAAGCAGGGGCCGGAUUCGAGUUCAACAACGUGUCAUUCACCUAUCCCUCCAGGCCUGAAAUCACCGUUCUCGACAACAUCAGCUUUUCUAUCCCUCCCAAGAAGCAUACAGCCCUUGUCGGACUUUCUGGAAGUGGGAAAUCGACCAUUGCAGGUCUAGUCACACGGCUGUACAAUCCCACGCACGGGCAAAUCCUCUUCGACAACCGGGAUGUUCGAGAGCUCAACGCCCGUGAUUUGAGAGGCUUCCUGGGCCUGGUACAGCAGGAGCCCUCUCUCCUCGACCGUUCGCUUCUGGAAAACAUCGCACAUGGCUUGAUCAACUCAAGCAAUCCCAGCCAUGCGCAUCUGAAAACCAUCCUUCUUGGUCCUGAUCUUUCAAAUUUGGCGAGUGAAGUCAGGGAGGGUACCGAGCUCAUGGCUGCGGCUGAGAAACGGGGCCCUGCUUUCGUCGAGAUUGUGAAUUUGGUAAAAACCGCCGCCACGCUCGCAGAUGCGGAUGGCUUCAUCUCGGCCCUCCAGUACGGAUAUGGCACGACGGCGGGAUCGAGCGGGCGGCUGAUCAGCGGUGGUCAGAAGCAACGAGUGGCCCUCGCUCGAGCCCUGGUCAAGGAUCCUCCGGUUCUCAUCCUGGAUGAGGCAACGGCGUCUCUGGACUCCAGAAGUGAAGAGCGUAUCCAGCGUGCCAUCUCGAACAUCACCGACGGCCGGACCAUCAUCACCAUCGCUCAUCGACUGUCGACCAUCACCAGCGCGGACAACAUCAUCGUCAUGCACAGAGGGAAGAUCUUGGAGCAAGGAACUCAUUCGGAACUGAUUGCCAACCACGGCUCAUACGCCGAGAUGGUCAAACUUCAGUCUCUCGCACCGGCACCCGAACAGACUGACAUUCGCAAGGCCAUCAAAUCGGGUCAACUCCCUACGGCAGGUGGUGACAUCGAGAAGACGAGCCAGUCCGAGGACGGAAUCGAGGAUGCCGAAAAACCUCAAUUCUCGACAAGUGAAGAUGCAGUCGCCGCCGACUCAGCAAAAGACCCGGAAGAGCCUGAGACGCCCAACAAGUCUCUGUGGGCGCUGGUGCGGGGCUAUGCACCGGCCAUUCGACCUCACUCGCUCACCAUUGCUGCCGCCCUUUUGGGAUCCAUCGUUGUCGGUGGAGCCUUUUCCGGCGAGGCGGUGAUUUUCGGCAACACGGUGGGAAGUCUCAGCCUCUGCCACACGGCAGCAAGCAUUCGGGACCGCGGCGACUUCUACGGGCUCAUGUUCUUCGUGCUUGCCAUCAUCGAGUUUUUUGCAAACAUCUUCAGUUGGGCCGGCUUCGGUUGGGUUUCUGAACAUGUCGUCUACACCGUCAGGGUGUUGUCUUUCCGCUCGUUGUUCGAGCAAGACCUCCAGUGGCACCAAUCGGAAGGCCGGUCCCCUGCGCUGCUCCUUGCAUACAUCACCAGAGACGGCAAUGCCCUGGCAGGCUUCAGCGGGUCGGUCAUCGGCACGUUGUUCUCCAUCACGGUCAACCUCUUUGCAGCAAUCAUCCUGACUCACAUCAUUGCCUGGAGGAUCGCACUGGUCUGCCUCGCUUUGGUACCACUCCUGCUGGGGGCCGGCCUGAUGGAACUCCGCGUGCUCGGCAAAUUCGAAGAACGCCACGAGAACGCAUACACGCAGUCCGUCGACAUCGGCGUCGAAGCCGUAACGUCCAUCAAGACGAUCGCGUCGUACUCGCUCGAAGACGAGACCCUCUCCACCUACCGGCGCUCGCUCAACGGGCCCCGCAAAGAAACGCUCGCCGUCACCGUCCAAGCCAGCUUCUGGCAAGCCAUGACCUACUUCUUCGGCAACCUCGUCAACGCCCUCGCCUACUGGUGGGGCGCCAAGCAGAUCAUCGCGGGCAACUACACCCAGACGCAAUUCAUGAUCGUCGUCUUCUCCCUCCUCGUCAGCGCCCUCCUCUGGAGCCAAAUGUUCGCCCUCGCGCCCGAGCUCUCCAACGCCCGCGCCGCCAUGGCCCGCAUCCUCUCCCUCAUCCAGCUCGGCUCCGGCAAAAUGCAAGGCCACGUCCACCCGCCCUCGCCCUGCACCCCGCACGCCCUCGAAUCCGCCGCCGAAAAAGAAGAAGACACCACCACCACCAUCCCCCCCUCCUCCCCAUCCUCCAGCCUCGCCCUCAACGACAUCCACUUCUCCUACCCCGCGCGCCCGGACGUCCCCGUCCUCCGCGGCCUCUCGCUCUCCAUCGCCCCCGGCCAAUUCUGCGCGCUCGUCGGGCCGUCCGGCGCGGGCAAAUCCACCAUCAUCUCCCUCAUCGAACGCAUGUACGCGCCGAGCUCGGGCAGCGUGCACAUCGACGGGCGCGACAUCGCCGGGCGCAGCGUCGCGUUCCGGGACACGAUCGCGCUGGUGCCGCAGGAGUCGGUGCUGUUCGACGGGACGGUGGCGUUCAACGUGGGGCUGGGCGCGGCGCCGGGGAGGGGGGAGGAUGGGGCGAGCGCGGCCGAGGUGGAGGAGGCGUGCAGGUUGGCGAAUGUGCACGACGUGGUGGCGGGGUUGCCCGAGGGGUACGGGACGCUGUGCGGGGCGGGGGGGAAUCAGUUCUCGGGGGGGCAGAAGCAGCGGUUGUCGAUUGCGAGGGCGUUGGUGAGGAGGCCGAGGCUGUUGAUUUUGGAUGAGUCGACGAGCGCGUUGGAUGCGGAGUCGGAGCGGUUGUUGCAGGAGGGGUUGGAUAGGGUGGCGGCGGGGGGGACGACGGUGAUUGCGAUUGCGCAUCGGUUGCGGACGAUUGUGAAGGCGGAUGUGAUUUUUUUGAUUGAGGGGGGCAGGUGUGUGGAUCGGGGGACGCAUGAGGAGUUGUUGGAGAGGUCGGAGAGUUAUAGGGCGAAUGUCAUGCAUCAGACUGUGGCGGUUUGA